Exaiptasia diaphana is the source of this 704-nucleotide messenger RNA. RefSeq names its product cytochrome c oxidase assembly protein COX19. NCBI's taxonomy places the organism in Eukaryota, Metazoa, Cnidaria, Anthozoa, Actiniaria, Aiptasiidae. The transcript has 3 exons. The record is from RefSeq and is a predicted model, not a curated record. Gene Ontology annotation, cellular component: mitochondrial intermembrane space. Bases 74 to 358 code for a protein of 94 amino acids. Gene Ontology annotation, biological process: mitochondrial respiratory chain complex IV assembly.
UGGCGGACGAUGAUUGAGUUUUGAGUGAUUGUGCGAACGAAGAGGAAAGAUCAYUUGUUUUGAAUAUAUAUUUAUGAUGGCUAUGAAUACAGGAGGAAGAAAGGUAUUUAACGCUAAGCCACCAGAUAAAGGAAGUUUUCCUCUUGACCAUGACGGCGAAUGCAAAGCUUUCAUGAAGAAAUACAUGACAUGCCUUCGAGACCACAAAGGCGAUAAUCACUCCUGUAGAGAAGAAUCCAAAGCAUAUCUUGAGUGUAGAAUGCAAAGAGAACUCAUGGCAGUUGAAGACAUGAACAAACUUGGCUUCAAGGAUCUCAACUCAUCCAAAACAGCAAGCCAGAAUUCCACAGCCAGCUGAUACAUGUACUGGUACUUGGAAACACUGUGAAAAAGUAGAAAAAUGUAAAAUAGCAUGUUAAACAAGAGACAAAGUUUAUAUCGUGAGAUAUAAAAUUUUUUUAAGAAAUACCUUAAAUUUUUCAAUAGAGGAGACAAAAGGCAAUUUGGCUUUAUAUUUCCAUUUUUGCACUCCUUCAUACAGUCUGCCCCUGAGAAGAGUGAUGGGUUGAUUGUCAAAAUAAUGAACUUGUGAUUGAUGGAUCAUGAGGUACCCCAAUGAACUGCAAAGAAUGUAAAUAUUAGGUUUAUUUCAACAUCAAAGAUCAUCAUUAAAAAACUUCAAGGUAAAGGUUAUACCACCCUAA